CCAGGUUUUAUCGCCAAUGUCGUUUGAACUCGAGCCAAAUCUACCUCUUGUCUCUGUAGCUUCCCCGUACUCUCGUUAUCGCUACCCUCAUGUCAGCUCGAACUCAAACUCCCACCAAGGUGGUAGUCGACACCCAGAGUUAUUGCACGGGAAGAAAGGAACUUUUUUGCUUGUCCUUAUGUAUUACCAUGGGAUGGAAUUGACGAUUAAUCUGCUCGUCUAGUACCCAGGUCAGUAGAAGGGCAAUUCGUGUUAAGAGAUCGCCAAGUUGUG
Xylona heveae TC161 is the source of this 273-nucleotide messenger RNA. RefSeq lists its product as hypothetical. The record is from RefSeq and is a predicted model, not a curated record. NCBI's taxonomy places the organism in Eukaryota, Fungi, Ascomycota, Xylonomycetes, Xylonales, Xylonaceae. Bases 17 to 223 code for a protein of 68 amino acids. The transcript has a single exon.